ACAUCGUAUCCUCAUUUUCUCCUGGGUCCCGACAUGGAUCCAUCCCCGGUCCGUGAACCAAGUGUGUAGCCAUCGGGGGAAAGAGCUGAUCAUAUUUUAAGGUAAGGACGACAAACCAAGACUGUAGGCUACCCAGCAAUCCGGGUUUAGCCCAGGUUGGAGAGGAUGCGCGCAAUAUCUGAGUUUAACUCAGCCGAUUGCAUCCACACGGAGGUGAGACACCGAGGAACAGUUUUGAAGAGUUUUUAAACUCCGCGGAUAACUCUCAGAGGCUGUCCCGAAAUGAGGCUGUGCAAACGGGGAGCGAUGAUGCUGAUGACCACGGCGGGGGCUUUCUGCGCCUUCAGCCUCAUGACCAUCGCCGUCGGGACGGACUACUGGUUGUACUCCCGCGGGAUGUGCCGGUCCAAGAGCCUGAGCGACAACGAGACCAUCCGCAAGAACGAGGAGGUCCUGACCCACUCCGGCCUGUGGAGGACCUGCUGCACAGAGGGAACAUUCCGUGGUGUGUGUAAAGACAUCGAUCAUUUUCCUGAGGAUGCUGACUAUGAGCAGGAUGCUGCAGAGUAUUUACUACGAGCAGUGCGUGCAUCCAGUCUUUUCCCCAUCCUCAGCGUGGGCUUAUUGUUUCUAGGAGGUGUGUGUGUCGCUGCCAGUGAGUUCUACAAGUCACGAUACAAUGUCAUUCUCAGCGCGGGUAUACUCUUUGUCUCAGCAGGUCUCAGUAACAUCAUUGGCAUCAUCGUGUACAUAUCGGCAAACUCGGGUGACCCCAGCCAGACCGACAACAAGAAGAGCUACUCCUACGGCUGGUCCUUCUAUUUCGGAGCUCUGUCUUUCGUGCUGGCUGAGAUGGUCGGCGUGCUGGCGGUGCAUGUGUUCAUAGAAAAGCACAGGCAGCUGCGCACCCACGGCCGGCCCUCGCUCGUGAAGCCGCCCGUCUCCCGUGGCUCAUCCUACUACCGCAACCGCUACUACCAGAACCGAGGCCGUCGAUACAGCUACAGGAGCAACCACAGUGGCGGUGACUCGACCGCACACUCCUUUAGAGCUGCUUCGCUGCCAGACCGUGAGCCGCUCGCCUGUGCCAACUCCAAGCUCACCGCCAUGCCAAGUCUGCCAACAUCCAUGUCAGUGGGCCCGGAGUUUAUGCUGUACACCUUGGCCUCGCCUCUCAAGGACGGUAAGAUCAACAUGGCCGUGAACAACAUAAGUCCUGCAGCGGCUCACAACCACACAGACAUGUUGCCAGGUAACUGUGCCGCCAACAGAAGGACCACACCUGUCUGAGGGGAGAGGAGCGACAGGAGGGAGGCGAGGUGGUGAGAACAUGCACCAGCAAGAACUUCAGAGGGAGGAGCAGUGGGGAGAACAUGCAAUAAGAGGACAUCCUCUCCCAUUUCUGGGCUGAGGAAGUAGGACAAUCUUUUUGAGACUGAAUCCAAGCGCCUCUAUGAUUUACUAUUAGCAUGGUUUCUGAAAAAGAAAAGAGGUGAAUAAUAUGACAUCUUUUGAGACUGGAGAUUUGUUUCCUCUUUGUAAGCUGUGUCAAUCUGCUAUGCUAUUAAAGUAGCGAUAUCUAUAUAUCUGUAGUGGGUGUGCAUGGGUCUCUGUGUGUGUGUGUGUGUGUGUUUGCAUGAGAGAGAGAGAGAUAGACAGGCAAAGAGAGACACUAAGAGAUACUUGCCAUUGAAAACAGAAAGUCAUCACA
This is a messenger RNA of Myripristis murdjan (pinecone soldierfish), 1711 nucleotides long. RefSeq names its product calcium channel, voltage-dependent, gamma subunit 3a (gene cacng3a). The coding region runs from base 283 to 1290 and encodes 335 amino acids. The record is from RefSeq and is a predicted model, not a curated record. Gene Ontology annotation, biological process: neurotransmitter receptor internalization; regulation of AMPA receptor activity; neurotransmitter receptor transport, postsynaptic endosome to lysosome. NCBI's taxonomy places the organism in Eukaryota, Metazoa, Chordata, Actinopteri, Holocentriformes, Holocentridae. Gene Ontology annotation, molecular function: channel regulator activity; voltage-gated calcium channel activity. Gene Ontology annotation, cellular component: AMPA glutamate receptor complex; postsynaptic density membrane. The transcript has 4 exons.